AUGGGGAAUGGCCAAUCUCGCGACGGGUUUGAGGGCGUCUUGCCGUCCGCGUCGGGCGCAACAACUGCAAAUACCGAUCCGCCGAUCAUUUCUGACGCAUGGAGUGCCGCUUCAAGUGCCGAAGAUGGCAGCGUGCGGCCUGUGGUCAACAUCUCUCCUGUUCAUAUCGAUAAAAUCGUUCCUCCUGGCCACGCGCUGCAACACGAGGACACUCCACGUCUUAGUCCUGAAGCAAGUGAAGUCGUCCGUGCAUUUAACAACGUCGAACGCGCCGAAGAUCGGUUUGCAGUCCCAGAGAGCGUGCGAAAAUCUCGAGCAUUGGAUGCAUACGUCGAUGUGUGCUCCGAGAUCUUGCCAGGAUUUCUAUACGUGAGCAACUUACGAGUAGCUCGUGACACGGCGAAGUUGCGAGCACUUGGGAUCACACACGUAAUCAAUUGUUGCGGAGAGCUGAAACAUUUCGCAAAUGGCGUUGAGCAGCACGAAGCAACUGCGUUUACCGUCCUGAAAUUGUCACUGCGAGAUGACGCAACUGAAGAUCUGACGCCAUUUUUUCCUCGAGUGGUGCAACAAAUUGCCAAUUCUCGACAGCAAUCUCAAAAUGGCACAAUAGAAAAGGUGCUUGUGCAUUGCCACCAAGGUGUUUCUCGUUCGUGUGCAUUUGCAAUAGCCUACGUCAUGUUGGAACAGCAAUUGCCGUAUCGUGAAGCUGCAGUCAUAGUAAAGCGUCAACGAGCAAUCUCGAGUCCGAACUCAGCGUUCAUUUGCCAACUUCUUGAGUGGGAAAAAGAUUUGCAUUUAAUGAGAACUAGUGGCAACACAGCUUUUGGUGGGCUGUAUCGCUUGGCCCCGCACGCUAUCUAUGAUCCCGAGUGUCUUGUACUCAAGCGUUGCUACGAUCCUAGUGCUGGAUCGGCACGCCAGCGACAGAAUGUAGCCAUUGUGAGAACGCCAGACGACGAACAGCGACUACUUUGGUCUCAAGGCACUUUUGUGUAUCAGAGCCCAACAAGUGUCUCGGGUUUAGUCAUCUGGCACGGCUCCAAGUGCGAGAUCCCCGACGCAGUAGUGAACGCGACCGAACUUGCACAAGAAUUGAGCUCUGAGGGCCACAGAGGGUCAGAUUUUGACCUCUUUGGCUACGCGACAGAGCUGCAAUGGAGUCGAGAUUUGAUCCCUAAAGUGCCACAAUUUCUUUUAGCAACAAAUGAACGCAACAGCAACGCUACGGAUCGAUUGGGAACGGAACCUGCAAGCUCCGUGUCGGUUCCCAAAUUGUUCGUACUAGAAGAAAUAGGGGAACAGAGCGGCGAUGGCUUGUGGGGUCGACUUACAAAUUACGAUUCGGAAGAUCUGACGCCAGACAAUGCCUUCCUACUGUGCUCAAUAAAGCCACACGAAGCUGUCCAAGGCUACGUGUGGGUUGGUAGUACCUGCAGUCUUGCACCCGACAAGGUUGUCCAGGCGGCACAAAAGCAGAUUCAGAGUCUGUCAGAAACAAACUCACUACCGUCACUGGUAAUUGAACAUCAGGACCAAGAGAGUGACGCGUUUUGGGAGCUCUUUGAAGCGGGAUAUUAG
This is a messenger RNA of Phytophthora infestans T30-4, 1581 nucleotides long. RefSeq lists its product as uncharacterized. Gene Ontology annotation, molecular function: protein tyrosine/serine/threonine phosphatase activity. The transcript is spliced from 2 exons. The record is from RefSeq and is a predicted model, not a curated record. The coding region runs from base 1 to 1581 and encodes 526 amino acids. Gene Ontology annotation, biological process: protein dephosphorylation. Lineage: Eukaryota; Oomycota; Peronosporomycetes; Peronosporales; Peronosporaceae.